AUGGACCAAGAAGGAGGAACGCACCUUGGUGCAGCAGUGGGGCCGACCGAUCAGGCCGAAUAUCUUAAGCAGCGAGCCUCAGUUUCGAAGGCAGCAUCACAGGCGCACAGCGAGACGGUCCUGGGGGAGCUGCAGCGGCCGAUGGAAGAUUUAGGGGUGAGCAGCGAGAGCGGCAUGUGCAAUCCUAUCCCCAUCCCCCAGGCGGACACGGUCAAGGACGAGCUGGACUACUCGUCGCCGUCGUCGGGGUCGUCGAAGCUGGUGAGCUUUCAAAACUCAGGCGUGUCCGUUGAGGACCGCACGCGGACGCUGCACUUUUCGUUGGGCAACGGGGCCAACAACAAGCGGUCGAGCAUCUACGAGUCGAAGUCGACCGUGACUGCGAUACCCAUCCGGACGCCCAAGACGCAUGAGUUUGAUGACAUUGCGUCGACAAAGAGCGUUUCCUCGUCGCUGACAGCGUCCUUUUCGCGCAACUUUCUGUAUGGCUUCUACAAUACGAAGAAGGGCCAGCCACGGAACCGUGCUAUAUUGUCGAAGGAUUACUGGAUGAAGGACGAAAGCGCCAAGGAGUGUUUUGCGUGCACAAAGACUUUUAAUACCUUUCGGAGGAAGCACCACUGCCGUAUUUGCGGCCAGAUAUUCUGCAGUAAUUGCACGUUUUUGGUCCAUGGGGACCGGUUCGGCUAUAGCGGCAAAAUGCGCAUUUGCAAUGGCUGCUCCGAGCAUGCAAACAACUAUGAGGACUCCAGUGACGAAUCUUCCGUGGAUGAGACGUCUCACGUCGAUCAAGUGAGCACCACACACAUUGAUCCCGUGAACGCUCUGCAUGAUGACGACAUGCAGAGUAUCCUGACCACUGGGGAGGAUCCGCGUUUUCUGAUUACGCCGACGCCGCCGCCGAAGAUGGCUAUUCCCGCUACGAGACAGGGUGAGUCUCUAGAGAUCUCGUUUCCCUCCGCGUCUGGUACUAACCAUCACUAUCCACAUUUCUCCUACUAUCAUUCCAACCAUCACGGCCAUAAUCACCAAGAAAACAUGCACCGGCAGAGGCGAUCUAACAGAGACCGAUACUCUCUGCGCGAUGUUGAUAUUUUAUCUCCUAUCACCCAAGAGUCGAACAGCACCUUGCUGCAAAGCAGUGCACAGCGCUCUAAUAGCAACAUUAGGAGUUUACAAUUGGGGAACUUGCGCCAGUCACUUACGAGCUAUAUUAAUGGACAUAAUAAUUCUGCAUACGCUCCACUUUUACCGAAGCAACAGACGCAAGCUCCCAACAGCAUAAUAGGCAAUGGAGGGCACUCUACUUUUAAAUUUGAGUUUAACUAUGGUAACGAUGCGCCAAGUGCGCCAAAACCUGCUGUCCAUUUCCAAACAUCCCCCUCCGGGACGAUGCUAUCUCCAGAUCCGCACGAUCAGCCUGAUGAUAAUUGUUCUGAGGAUGAAGGCUCGAUGUCCCUGUACUGUUCCUUGAACGAGCCCAGAGCUUCUCACCAAAACCCAAUCAGAUCACUGCGAAAUACCUCAAAGUCAUCCCAGCGUGCGCAGGCGUCACUACAAAGAAUGAGGUCGCGGAGGAAAAGCAGGAGCAAGUCUAUCUCAGUAUACAACACAGGUGGCAAAGACACUUCCAUUCUAAAUUACAGCGCACCCAACCUUCUCUCAGUUGUUAGUUCAGACACAGAAUUAUGUUCUCGAACGAAGGACGUAUCUAAUCUAUUGAGGCCUAGACUUUGGAAUGAGGUUUUAUCGAGCAGAGACCUACGGAGAGUAAUUUCGAGUUCAUCGGCAUUCAGACUAGUUUCCAGAGAGGGUAAAUCAGACCUCAACGAAGUUUCCGCGCUACAUAUAGAUGCAUUGCUCAAACAGGUUUUGAAUGAUCAAGAAUUACCAACCUUGAGUGAAUGGGAAAAGAUUUUCCAGCCAUUCUUGUUGAAAGUACAGGCCGUUCACCUAGACGCCAGAAAGCUUGAUGACCUUGAUUUUAAACAGCAUUACCUAAAAAUUAAAAGAAUUGCCGGUGGUAAAAUACACGAUUCUUGCCUACUUCAUGGAAUUGUCUAUUCGAAGGGGCUUCCCCUAAAAUCCAUGCCUCGAGAGUUGCAUAACCCUCGCAUAUUAUUGAUAAUGUUUCCCUUAGAAUACCAAAAAAGUGAAAAUCAGUUGCUCAGCUUGGUUUCUGUCAUGGCCCAGGAGAAAGAGUACUUGAAUAAAUUAGUCUCCAGAUUGACUUCUCUUAACCCGGACAUAAUAUUUGUUGGAGCCAACGUUAGCGGUUAUGCAUUGAAGAUCCUGAAUGAUUUGGGUAUUGUGGUUCAGUAUAAUGUUAAGCCUCAGGUCAUCGAACGUAUUGCGAAACUCACAGAAUCAGAUAUUGCGAUCUCAGUUGAUAAGUUAGCAACAAAUAUUAAAUUGGGAACCUGCGAAAAAUUCGAAGUUCAGUCUUUUAUCUAUCAGAAUUUAAGCAAAACUUACUCAUUUUUGACUGGAUGUAAACCAUCUUUGGGUGCAACGAUAGUGUUAAGAGGAGAGGAUAAUUUGACAUUGAGGAAAAUAAAAGAUGUCACUGAGUUCAUGGUCUACAGCGUUUUCUGUCUCCGUUUAGAAAGCUCUUUCUUUAAUGAUAACUUCUUGCAAUUGUCGACGGCGGUUUAUAAGGAUAGAGAGGCUAAGCGGAGGAAUGUCGUAGCGACUGGUUAUUUUGCGAAUUUUAUGGACAAAUAUAACGCUAGAAUAUUUUCUGUUUCGCCUACAGUUGAAUUUCCUGAACCAUACCUACUGAGGAAGGCCAGGGAACUGGAAGCAAAGUUAAACCAGAAAUUGGAGGAAUUGAAGCAACUUGAACAGUCCAAUAAUCCAAAAAACCUUGCUAUUGGUCUCCAUAUAGAAGGUUUGAACGCACAGUUACUCAGACCACAGGAUUAUAGCUACCUGAUCAAAUUUAUACAGGAGAAGGAGAUAGAAGACUUGCAGUUGAAAUUCCAACGUCGUAAACGCCAAUGGGAGGUCUCAUACUCCUCAUCCCAAAAUCUAUUGGGCACGGGUUCUCAUCAAAACAUUACCGUUUUGUACUCAGUUAUCUCUACAAAAACAGCAACUCCUUGUAUUGGGCCGCAAUUGGUGACUAUUGAUUAUUUUUGGGAUAAUGACGUGUCGAUGGGUCAGUUUAUAGAGAAUGUCGUUGCUACAGCUUACAAGCCAUGUGGACAUAGUUGUGGUGGAUUGAUGCUAGACCACUACAGAAGUUACGUGCAUGGAAACGGAAAGGUCGAUGUCUUGAUUGAAAAAUUCCAAAGUAAGAUUCCCCUAAUUCAAAAUAUUAUCUUUUCUUGGAGCUAUUGCAAGAAAUGCGGUAAUACGACACCGACAAUUCAAAUGAGUGACAGAACUUGGAACUAUUCUUUGGGGAAAUAUUUAGAGCUACUGUUUUGGAAUACGCGAGACGGAUUACUGGGUAUAGGAAGCUGUUCUCAUGACUUCUCGAAGGAUCAUAUAAGAUACUUUAGGUUGAAUGAUUCAAUAGUUCGGAUGGAGUAUUCUGAUAUUGAAGUUCACGAACUAAUAACACCUUGUCCGAAAAUCACUUGGAGGCCGCAUAUGGAUAUCAAGUUGAAGAUAGAAUCAUAUUAUCUAAUCCUGGACAAGAUCAAUGCCUUUUAUUUUAGCGUCAUCGAUCGGUUAGAUAGAGUGAAGCUAGACAGUCUUCCCGAAGAUAGGAUGCAAAGUGGACAAGCCAAGAUAUCUGAACUAAAAGCGAAAGCAGAGGAUGAGAAGAAACAGUUAAUCCAGUAUGUGGACAUUAUUUAUAGAGACACUCCGGGCGACAAACACCUUCAUAUGAACGCCACCAUCAGAGCUUUGCAUAAUAACGCGGCUGGAUGGGAUGCCGACUUCUCUGAAUUUGAAAAGAAGUUCUUGCCCACAGACAAAGAUAUUGCGCGCGUCACAGCUUUGCAGUUGAAGAAACUGUUUGUCGAUUCAAAACGUGAGGAAAAGCCCACUACAGAUGCUGAUAAAUACAAAGAUUCUAAUAUAGAAGGUAUACCGGAAGAAUUCUCUUCAGAUGGCCUGGAUCAAGAUGCUUCAGUGGAACAAUCCCAAUUGCAGGAUAUGCCGGAAGUAAAAAUGGGUGAUAGUACUAAGCCAAGCGCCAGCAAUUCUGCUAAAUCCCAUGUCUUGCAAAGAUCUCGAGGCUCACAGGGUUCACAACUAUCUACGCAUUCUCAAAGUUCUCAAAGUUCUCAUAAUUCCUCACGAAGUUUACAGCUUACAGAAGGAUCACAGUUAUCCAGAAAUUCUAGAGGUUCCCAGGGUUCUAAGGGUUCUCUGGCCUCUAAAGGUUCACAGCCCAUGUUAAAUGUUGAACCGUUAGAUCCCGAAUACCUAAAGAGAACUUCAAAAGAACACUAUCAUGUAUCCACGUUAGAGCCCUUGAAACAGACACUGAAAGAUGAGCGUAAGAAAUCUCGCGUUUUGGAUGAGGCUUAUAAAUUCGAGGAACUUAUCCGCCAGACUAGUGAAACUCAAGUCCCUAGAUGUCCAUUUGCGGGCUCACAGACAGCGCCCGUUCUGAGAACUAUUGGCACAACGGUACCCUCACCUGAGGAAUAUGGAAAUACGAAUAGUAGUACCAAAGCUGAGACAGCACAUAAAGAUAUACGGCCUGCUUUAAAAGACCUGAGAAAGCUGAGUAUGAGUAGUAAUAACAGUUCAAUUACUCAGAGAAGUAAGGACUUUCCAACUGACGGUAAGGUUGGGCAACUAGCUAGCUUUUUUGAUCAGAUUCACUUUGAUGCGCUAUCAAAAGAAUUCGAACUACAACGCGAGAUGGAAAGACUUCAGAUGAACAAAAAUAAAUAUAAAGCUAUGCGAGUAAAGUCUUCUAAGCCUAUUGUAGAGGUGUACAAAAACGUUAAGGAUGCCGUUGAUGGGCCCAUGAAGGAAGAAACAAGGAAUUCUACAAAGAUGAGCGUUGGCAAUAAUACUAUUUUAAACCAUCAUGCAACGCAACCAUUUCAAAAUGAUCUGGGGACUACAUCGCCGGAAGCUGUAAUCACAGAGAUGCCCUUGAGAAAGGGUCUAGAAACAGAAUUAGAAAACUCUAUUCACUUAUGGUCGGAAAGCAUAUUACAUGCAAACAAGCAAAAGGAUACAAAAUCCACUGAACUAUUAUCCGGAAGUAAUAAAAAUACCCAAAAUGAACCUUUGCCUCCCGUCACAACAACUGCCACGGUGAAUAUGGAUAAUUCAUCGGUUCCCGCUCCUUCGGAAAAGCUAUCAUUAAUGAAAACACUGGCAAACUUCUGGGCUGAUAGGUCUUCUACAUCUUGGAAGCCUCUCGAGUACCCUACAACCCAGAGUGAGCACAUAUUUAUGGAUAAUGCCGUUAUAAUUAGAGAAGACGAGCCAAGUUCACUGAUAGCUUUCUGCUUAAGUUGCUCCGAUUAUGUGAAGAAGAUAAAUAAUAUGAGAAGUUUUGGUCCAGGGCGUCCAGAUUCGGAGAUUUGCAACAUGAAGCAGAAAAAAGGACUGGAAAAUGAAUCACGCAGGUCGUUUACAGAGAGUUUAGAUGAAGCUCCAGAUACCGAGUCGGCAUCACCGGCAAUAGCCGCGGACGCUGAGCCACUGGACUUAGAGAAGAUCAUGACCAAGAAAACGGGCAUGCACCUCCGCUACCAAUUCCAGGAUGGGAGUUCCGUGAUGUCCUGCAAGAUUUUCUUUUAUGAACAAUUCGAGGCAUUCCGUCGUCGCUGCGGCUGUGGAGAUGAGAACUUCAUCCAGAGUCUCUCGAGAUGUGUCAAGUGGGAUUCCACGGGCGGUAAAAGCGGAAGUGCUUUCCUCAAGACAUUGGACGAUCGCUUUGUUAUCAAGGAGCUUUCGCAUGCGGAGAUUGAUGCAUUUGUGAAGUUUGCGCCCAGUUAUUUUGAAUACAUGGGACAGGCUCUGUUCCAUGAACUUCCAACCGCUCUCGCAAAGAUAUUUGGGUUCUUCCAAAUCCAAAUAAGAAAUUCGGCCACUGGAAAGAGCUUUAAAAUGGAUGUGAUUAUCAUGGAGAAUUUAUUCUACGACAAGAAGACCACAAGAAUAUUCGAUCUAAAGGGCACUAUGCGGAAUCGUCAUGUAGAACAGACUGGUAAGGAAAAUGAGGUGCUUUUGGAUGAGAACAUGGUAGAGUAUAUCUACGAAUCUCCAAUAUUUGUGAGAGAAUAUGAUAAGCGCUUGCUCCGCGCCUCUCUCUGGAAUGAUACGUUAUUCUUGGCUAAAAUGAACGUUAUGGACUAUUCCUUAGUCAUUGGUGUCGAUAAUGAGAAUCAUAAUCUCACUGUUGGUAUCAUUGAUUGCAUUCGCACAUUUACCUGGGAUAAGAAACUUGAAAGCUGGGUCAAAGAAAAGGGGCUCGUUGGAGGAAGUACCAAAGAGCCAACUGUCGUAACACCAAGACAGUACAAAAAUCGGUUUAGGGAGGCUAUGGAGCGUUACAUUUUAAUGGUACCUGAUCCUUGGUACCAAGAACCACACAAAUAG
Messenger RNA from Eremothecium gossypii ATCC 10895, 6525 nucleotides. RefSeq names its product 1-phosphatidylinositol-3-phosphate 5-kinase (gene FAB1). Gene Ontology annotation, molecular function: 1-phosphatidylinositol-3-phosphate 5-kinase activity; metal ion binding; ATP binding. The record is from RefSeq and is marked provisional. Bases 1 to 6525 code for a protein of 2174 amino acids. Gene Ontology annotation, cellular component: fungal-type vacuole membrane; endosome membrane. Lineage: Eukaryota; Fungi; Ascomycota; Saccharomycetes; Saccharomycetales; Saccharomycetaceae. Gene Ontology annotation, biological process: phosphatidylinositol phosphate biosynthetic process. The transcript has a single exon.